This is a messenger RNA of Petromyzon marinus (sea lamprey), 1799 nucleotides long. RefSeq names its product tryptophanyl tRNA synthetase 2, mitochondrial (gene WARS2). Lineage: Eukaryota; Metazoa; Chordata; Hyperoartia; Petromyzontiformes; Petromyzontidae. Gene Ontology annotation, molecular function: ATP binding; tryptophan-tRNA ligase activity. The record is from RefSeq and is a predicted model, not a curated record. Gene Ontology annotation, cellular component: mitochondrial matrix; mitochondrion. Gene Ontology annotation, biological process: mitochondrial tryptophanyl-tRNA aminoacylation.
AGGAGUGACGUCAUAACAUCGAUUGUGCGCGAGCAGAAGUGACGUCAUGACGUCGAUUGUGCGCGAGCAGGAGUGACGUCACCGCUGUCAUUGAGGAGUCUCAUUCAAACUUGUGUAAGGUGGUUUUAUUUUUGUUUAUAAACUUCAACAUUCCGUUUUUUUAAUCGCGCAGUUCUUCUUGAGUUGUAGUCACCGUGGGCAAUGUUACUUUUGCUCGUUUGAGGUAAUAAACGGUGGUUAUCGCACCGACGUUUUAGCUGUGGUCCGAGAUGACGACUCGUCUCGUAGGCCGAGGCUUUUUUCGUUUUUCCUGGCGGCGUCGCGGGACCGAGGGGACGAGGCGCGGCCAGGCGAGCAUCGGUAGCGCGGGAGAGCGCCGGGUGAUCCUCUCGGGCGUGCAGCCCAGCGGAGUGCCUCACCUGGGGAAUGUCUUUGGAGCCAUGGGGACAUGGAGACAGCUGCUGAGACACGGGGACACACAGGGUGAGACACAGGGCUCACUGUCGAUGUUCUGUGUGGCUGACCUGCACGCGCUCACCGUGACCCCUGACCCCGGCUUGCUGCGGCGUCGCUGCCGCAUCACGGCGGCCGCCCUCGUGGCCUGUGGGGUGGACCCAGCCCGGAGCGCCCUCUUCCUGCAGUCUCAGGUCCCAGAGCACACCGAGUUGUCUUGGAUCCUCGGCUGCCUCACAACCACAGCCAGACUCAGCCACCUGCACCAAUGGAAGGAGAAGAGUCGGGGCCUGGCGGACCUUGGGAGCCUGGGCCUCCUCACCUACCCGGUGCUGCAGGCGGCCGACAUUCUACUAUACAGGGCCACGCACGUCCCUGUGGGUGAGGACCAAGCCCAGCACCUUGAGUUGACGCUCGACCUGGCCCGGGCGUUCAACCACCGCUACGGAAACUACUUCCCUCUCCCCCAAGCAGUGCUCAGCGACUUCCCUCGGAUCCGUUCCCUGCAGGACCCCUCGUCCAAAAUGAGCAAGUCCCAGCUCCCAACUUCCUCCUCCUCGUCCUCCUCCUCCUCGUCGUCCCCCGCCGGACGGCCCGGACGCCGCUCCUCCCUGGGCUCCGUGCUGAUCUCCGACUCGGACGCGGCCGUGCGCCUCAAACUCCGCCGUGCCGUCACCGACUCCCUGCCGGGCGUCUCGUACGAGCCGGCGGCGCGGCCCGGCGUCUCCAACCUCCUGGCGCUGCACGCGGCCGCCCUGGGCCUGCGACACCCCGGCCUGGUGCCGUGCGGCGGCGGCGGCGGCGGCUCCACGCCGCGGGGGUACAAGGAGGAGCUCGCCGAGGACCUCCUCCGCCUCGUGGUGAGGCCGCUCCGCUCGCGCUUCCUCCGCCUCAUGGCCGGAGAGAGCGUGCCCUCGCUGGACGGAGGUGGAGGAAGCGGUGGCGGUGACUUGACCUGGACGUCCCCCGGAGACUACGGCGGCAAGGAGUUUGGGUCGUGUGAGGAGGAGGAGGAGGGGGACGAGGAGGGGAUGGGUGAGGAGGAGCGUGGAGAUGUGGGAGGAGACCUCUCUCGGUGGGGGUUUCUGGGACGCGUCCUGGAGGAGGGUCGGGAGCGAGCGUCCCGCGUGGCCGCCCACAACCUCCGGGAGGUGAAGCUCCUCGUGGGGUUGGCGCCGUGACCCAGUCCACGGCGCCUCCCCACAGCGGCACUUCGCCUCCGUCCUUCACGAGGCACGGACGGAUGCUGAAUAUCGCUGGGGUCCCACUCAUGCACUGACCCCGCCCACUCACACACCCAGUCGCCCAAUCACUCACCCACCUACUCACCCAAUCACUCACCCACC